AUGCUUGCUUUUGCUGUUCCUUGCUUUGCUCGUGGCAUUCCCACAGAAGAUAUAGACUAUAAAGGUCCACACAUGCACCCACAACCUCCUCCAUCAUCGCUUAAUAAGUUACUAGAAGACAUCGAUUAUAAAGGUCCUCGCACACAUCCACAACCUCCUCCACCACCACUUGAAAAGUUACUAGAAGACAUCGACUAUAAAGGUCCUCGCAUACAUCCACAACUUCCUCCACCAUCGCUUGAUAAGUUAUUAGAAGACAUCGAUUAUAAAGGUCCUCGCACACAUCCACAACCUCCUCCACCGCGGCUUGAUAAGUUCCUAGAAGACAUCGACAAUAAAAGUCUUCGCACAUAUCCACAAUCUUCUCCACCACCACUUGAUAAGUUAUAA
Molecule: messenger RNA, 390 nt
Organism: Sphenostylis stenocarpa
Lineage: Eukaryota; Viridiplantae; Streptophyta; Magnoliopsida; Fabales; Fabaceae
Source: the annotation of a GenBank genome assembly